Molecule: messenger RNA, 1337 nt
Organism: Limulus polyphemus (Atlantic horseshoe crab)
Lineage: Eukaryota; Metazoa; Arthropoda; Merostomata; Xiphosura; Limulidae
Product: protocadherin-7-like
Exons: 7
Coding region: 207-1337 (376 amino acids)
Biological process (GO): homophilic cell-cell adhesion
Cellular component (GO): plasma membrane; catenin complex
Molecular function (GO): cadherin binding; calcium ion binding
Source: RefSeq, a predicted model, not a curated record
CUGUUUAUUAACAGGUCAUCUGUUACUGUAGUACAUGUUGUGACAGGUUAUUAACUAUACCACUCCUGUUUAUUAACAGAUCAUCUGUUGCUGUAAUACACAUCAACGUCACCGACACCAAUAACAUUACACCGGAGUUUCAAGGUGCCCCUUAUGAAGCAGCAGUUGGAGAGUCUCUCCCAGCAGGAACCUUUGUUACCCGUGUUAUGGCUAAAGACCCGGAUGUUGACACAGUUCUGACAUUUUCAAUCAUUAGGGGGAACGAUGAACAAAAGUUCGUUAUCGACUCCAGAAAUGGACAAGUACUAACAGCUGACGUCCUAGAUUACGAACAGCGACAGUCCUAUGAUCUUCUGGUUCAGGUUUCUGACGGCGUCAACACGGCUGCCACACCCUUGUCAGUAAAGGUGGUAGAUAUCAAUGACAGACAGCCUGUUUUCACUCACAACUAUUAUAACUUUUCUGUUGUGGAGGAAAUUCGACAAAAUAUAACAAUUGGAAGUGUUCUGGCUAUUGACAGUGACUCAGGUAAAAACGCUGCAGUUCGGUACAGCAUCCUCGGAAGUAGGGCUAGCAAAGUUUUCCGUAUAGACCAAAGAGGAAAUAUCUUCACCCAACGGAGCCUUGACAGAGAAACAGAGACGAAACUAGAAUUUCUAGUGGUUGCGUUUGACGGAGGUUUACCUCAGCUGAGCGGGACAUCAACCGUGAUGGUCUACGUAGAAGACAUUAAUGACAACCCCCCGACUUUCGAAAGCGACAACUACGUUGUCAACGUUCCCGAAGAAAGAGAACCGCCUUACAAAGUGUUCGAGAUCAUAGCUGAAGACAAGGAUUCUGGAGAAAAUGCAGAAAUGAAAUACAACAUCAUCGGCGGGAACGAAAAUAACGCAUUUGAGAUCGACGAAGACAGCGGUAUCGUGUACACAGCCGAUAAACUAAACUAUGAAGACCAGUCUGAACACAAGUUGGAAAUCGUCGCAAGAAACACUAAACCAUUCCAAGGACCAACUGCUGUAAACCUUGCGAACCCUGUAGUCCAGCUCAUAGUGAGAGUACAGGAUAUCAACGAUGGGGCAGUGGUUUUCAGUCAACCUUCUUAUCAGUACGGAAUUUUGGAGAACACCCCCAGAGCAGAAUCCAUUGGAUUUGUGAACGCCACCAAUUUUGGACGAUCCCCUCAAGACCAGGACAUCACCUAUUGGAUUGGAGAAGGGAAUGACAACGAUCUCUUCUGGGUUAAUCCAAACACAGGGAUGGUAAUUCUCAUGGACACAUUGGAUGCCGACCCACCUGCCAAUCAACGACUGUUUAAUCUGAAAGUAUGUGUUUCAUAA